Cynara cardunculus var. scolymus (artichoke) is the source of this 2649-nucleotide messenger RNA. Its product is annotated as probable cyclic nucleotide-gated ion channel 5. Gene Ontology annotation, cellular component: membrane. The coding region runs from base 229 to 2442 and encodes 737 amino acids. Gene Ontology annotation, biological process: transmembrane transport; potassium ion transport. Lineage: Eukaryota; Viridiplantae; Streptophyta; Magnoliopsida; Asterales; Asteraceae. The record is from RefSeq and is a predicted model, not a curated record. The transcript is spliced from 8 exons. Gene Ontology annotation, molecular function: voltage-gated potassium channel activity; protein binding.
CCAUUAAACUCUUGUUGCUACUACUUUUGAUUUCGAUUUCUUUAUUUAAACAUGACGGUGUUUUGACGAUUUCUCCGCGUUUCCAGUUUCUCCGUUGCUUUCUUUUGUAUGAAAUCUUCUAUAUAUCCGGCGGAACAAUUUUCAGUCAUUAGACGACGGCGAUGAUUUAAUCCGGCGGUAUUGAAUUCACUGUAAGUCUAUUGAGAUUUAUAUGUUAAAUUUGGCAAAAUGUUCGACUAUGUAUCAAAGUCCCAAUAUGUUGGUGGCCACAGGGAGAAGUUUGCGAGGUUGGACGAUUUGGAUUCUAGGUCAUCAUCACCUGCCUCUUCAGUUGCAAUGAACAAAUGUGGGUUUGAGGGGAUAAGCCGUCCUGGUCGUGCACCUGCUACCUCCUCUAAAUCAUUUAAAAAUGGAAUUAGAAAGGGGUCAGAAGGACUUAAAUCUAUUGGUAGAUCACUUGGGUUUGGGGUUUCUCGGGCUGUGUUCCCUGAAGAUCUGAAGGUGUCAGAGAACAAGAUCUUGGACCCUCAAGAUAAAUUUCUACUCACAUGGAAUAAAUACUUUGUUGUCUCCUGUAUCUUGGCCGUGUCUAUAGAUCCACUGUUCUUCUAUCUUCCAGUCUUUGAUCAAUCAAAGAAGUGCCUUGGUAUAGAUCGAAAAUUAGCCAUCACAGCCACAACCCUCCGGACUGUUGUUGAUGCCUUCUAUCUUAUUCACAUGGCUCUUCAAUUCCGAACUGCUUACGUUGCCCCUUCAUCUCGGGUAUUUGGACGGGGUGAGCUUGUGAUAGAUCCUGCACAAAUUGCUAAGAGAUACCUGCGGUGGUACUUUAUCAUUGAUUUCCUUGCUGUGGUCCCCCUGCCCCAGAUUGUUGUUUGGAGAUUUCUGCAGAGGUCUAAUGGUUCAGAUGUAUUGGCUACAAAACAAGCCUUACUUAUUAUUGUGUUGCUUCAGUAUGUUCCCAGAUUUGUUCGAAUCGUGCCUUUGACAUCAGAACUUAAAAGGACUGCUGGUGUAAUUGCUGAAACCGCAUGGGCGGGUGCUGCUUACUAUCUGUUGCUGUACAUGCUUGCCAGUCACAUAGUUGGGGCCUUCUGGUAUUUGUUGUCUGUAGAACGUAAUGACACAUGCUGGCAGGGAGCUUGUAAAAAAAGCAAGCAUGAUACGCAUUUCUUAUACUGUGGAAAUGACCACAUGAAGGGUUAUGCUAGCUGGAGAAAUAUCAGUAGCUCUGUUUUAAAAGAGGCUUGCUCCCCAGAUGGGGAUAACCCACCGUUUGAUUUUGGGAUUUUCCAACAGGCUCUAUCAUCAGACAUUGUUUCAUCUACCAAGUUUGUUUCAAAGUAUUGCUACUGCCUGUGGUGGGGGCUACAGAAUUUGAGCACUCUUGGUCAGGGACUUCAAACCAGCACUUAUCCUGGAGAAUCUAUAUUUUCCAUUGCGCUAGCCAUAUUUGGGCUCAUUCUCUUUGCUCUGUUGAUUGGCAAUAUGCAGACGUAUCUUCAAUCUCUUACUAUCCGACUUGAAGAGAUGAGAGUUAAGAGGCGUGACUCAGAGCAGUGGAUGCAUCAUCGGUUACUUCCACAGGAUCUCCGGGAGCGUGUAAGACGCUACGAUCAGUACAAGUGGUUGGAAACUCGUGGAGUGGACGAGGAGAAUUUGGUUCAGAAUCUACCCAAGGAUCUGAGAAGGGACAUUAAGCGUCAUCUUUGUCUUGGUUUGGUCAAGAGGGUUCCCUUGUUCGAAAACAUGGACGAGAGGUUGCUUGAUGCUAUUUGUGAACGACUGAAACCUUGUUUAUACACCAAUAAUACGUACAUUGUCCGAGAAGGAGACCCUGUUGACGAAAUGCUCUUCAUCAUACGUGGUCGUCUCGAGAGUGCAACCACCGAUGGCGGCAGAAGCGGUUUUUUCAACAGCGGUUUUCUUAAAGAAGGAGACUUCUGUGGUGAGGAGCUUCUAACGUGGGCCCUCGACCCUAAAUCCGGCGCCAACCUGCCGUCUUCCACCAGAACUGUGAAGGCCUUGAGAGAGGUGGAGGCAUUUGCGUUACCCGCCGACGAAUUGAAAUUUGUUGCCGGUCAGUUCCGGCGUCUUCACAGUCGACAGGUACAACACACUUUCCGAUUUUACUCACAGCAGUGGCGGACAUGGGCGGCAUGCUUCAUUCAGGCGGCCUGGCGGAGAUAUUCCAAGAGGAAGAUUUUGGAGCAGCGGAGGAAGGAGGAAGAGGAGGAGGCGGAGUUAGCAGCACGCAACAACGCAGGCAGCGGCGGCAGUGGUGGUGGAGCUUCUUACAGCCUCGGGGCAACUUUCUUGGCAUCACGAUUUGCCGCCAACGCUCUGCGUGGCGUCCAUCGAAACCGGAACCUGAAGAGUGCUAGGGAGUUGAUGAAACUGCAAAAGCCUCCGGAACCAGAUUUCACUGCUGAUGCUGAUUAGAUGGAAAAGCAGAUCAUAAUAUAUAUUGCAUCGUGUGGUUGUACAUUAACAAGAAUUAUACGUAGACUUGGAAUGCUUUUAUGAGUUGUAAGGUACAACUACUCAAUGCAUCUAAGAAGCUGAAGGCCAUAUAUGUAGUUUUGUCAGUUAAUGGUACAAAAUCUGGUAACAGUUUUUAUAGGGUGAUUUAAAGAUACUUAUUUUGGU